CUUCCUACUUCCGGGAAAAUGGCGGCGGCCUGGAGAACCGUUUGGGCGGUUGUCUCCCGGGGAUACGUGAGGCGCGGCGGGGCGCCGGUGCUGGGCAGCCUGCGGGCCCACAGGCCCCUGGCGGGCCCCUGGCUUGCCACUGCCGCUCUGGUCGGAGGCGGCGCGCUCGUGGGCUUUGGCGGAGGAUGGAGCGGGCAGGGCGGGAGCGGCGACUUCCUGACAGUCCUGGCUCAGAAGGAGGAUAAUGUCGAUGAAGAGAUGGCGGAAAAGCUGUCCAUCCGAAAGCAACGUUUUAUGCAGUUUGCUUCCUUGGAAUACGAAGGCGAAUAUUACAUGACUCCAAGGGACUUCCUGUUUUCAGUGAUGUUUGACAAAUCCGGACGUAAAACUUUAGCCAAGAAACUGACAAAAAAGGAGGUAGAUUCGACUCUAGGAAAUGUUGCAAAGACUAAACCAGGGCCAACUUUUUUUAGAGACCUCGGAGAUAAAGGAUUGAUCUCCUACACAGAGUACCUCUUUUUGCUGACAAUACUCACAAAACCACAGACUGGAUUUCAUAUUGCUUUUAAAAUGCUGGAUGCAGACGGCAACGAACAUUUAGAGAAAAAGGAAUUUUUUAAGCUGCAGAAAAUAAUUGGGACGCAAGAUGAGCUUAAAACAGCUUUAGGAGAUGAAACACUAUCUCAGGAGCCAGAAUCAGAAGACCCUGAUAUUAAUACCAUGUUACUGGUCCACUUCUUUGGAAGAGGAGGAAAAAAGAAGCUUCAUUACUGUGAAUUUCACAGAUUUAUGCAGGAUUUACAAACAGAGGUGCAAGAGAUGGAAUUCAUCCAAUUUUCCAAAGGUCUAGCCUUCAUGAGAAAAGAGGAUUUUGUAGAGUGGUUGCUGUAUUUUACUGAGCAAGAGAACAAUGAAAUUUACUGGCAAAAUGUGAAGGAAAGAAUUCAAGCAGGAGAGAGUAUCAGUUUGGAGGAAUUUAAGACUUUCUGCCAGUUUACAAACCGCCUAGAAGAUUUUUCAAUUGCCUUGAAAAUGUUCACGGUAGCUAGCCGCCCUGUUAAACGAGCCGAGUUCAAGAGAGCUGUGAAAGCUGUUACAGGACAGGAACUCUCCGAAAAUGUUUUGGACACCGUCUUCAAGAUCUUUGAUUUGGAUGGAGACAAUUGCCUCAGCCAUGCAGAAUUCCUUGGAGUCCUAAAAAACAGGAUGCAUCGAGGCUUAAGGGUGCCUCAGCAGCAAGGAGUUCCAGGUUACUGGAAAUGUGUGAAAAGGGAGAGCAUUAAAGGAGCAAAAGAAGUCUGGAAACAAACUGGGAAAAGUCCCUUCUAGAAAAAAGAGCAUCAUUUUACAACUAUAAAUGUCUGGGUUUGCUUUUGGUGUAUGUUUGUUUACAUAAUGGCUUUAUUUGAUAGAAUAGAAUAUCUUUAUACAAUUGAGUGUUGAACAAAUUUAUUUUCUCAUUAUAAUUCUACAGUAUUUAUCAGUAUAAUCACCAUUGAUGGGGGACUAUUACAAUUUCCAGAUUUCAUAAGGUGUUUUAAUUUCCAAUAGUACUGAAGUUCUAAAAAAUGGAUACUAUCAAAAUCCCUGAAUUGAUCAGUCUACCUGGAAUUUAGUAGAAAUUUCUCAUUUUGCAUUUGUUUCAUAAGAAAAGCACGUUCUGUUAACAGGGCUGAAAGACCUAAAAGGAUAUCCUGUGACCAGAAAGAAGAAAAGCCUGAAACCUACAACUCCAGAAUGAAUUUUAUAAAGCAACAAUCAUUUUAAAACUACAAUCCUCAGCUGCCUCACAGAUUUCACUAGUUCUGAACAAUUACUGGACUGAAACUUUGUAUAUUCCUGUAUAUUUUUCUUCUAAUUUAUACAAAUAUAUUUUUGACUAUUC
Podarcis raffonei (Aeolian wall lizard) is the source of this 1885-nucleotide messenger RNA. RefSeq names its product mitochondrial calcium uptake 2 (gene MICU2). Gene Ontology annotation, biological process: mitochondrial calcium ion homeostasis; calcium import into the mitochondrion. The record is from RefSeq and is a predicted model, not a curated record. Gene Ontology annotation, molecular function: calcium ion binding. Lineage: Eukaryota; Metazoa; Chordata; Lepidosauria; Squamata; Lacertidae. Gene Ontology annotation, cellular component: uniplex complex. Bases 19 to 1329 code for a protein of 436 amino acids. The transcript is spliced from 12 exons.